Molecule: messenger RNA, 1668 nt
Organism: Aedes aegypti (yellow fever mosquito)
Lineage: Eukaryota; Metazoa; Arthropoda; Insecta; Diptera; Culicidae
Product: transcription factor grauzone
Exons: 2
Coding region: 156-1601 (481 amino acids)
Cellular component (GO): nucleus
Molecular function (GO): zinc ion binding; DNA-binding transcription factor activity
Source: RefSeq, a predicted model, not a curated record
GUUUACUGUCUACGUUUUACGUCAAGAUUCUGAAAAAAAAAACAUUUACUUUUUCCUACUUAAUACCAAACUAAUGUAUUUUUUGAAAAUGUAUCGAUUCUUUCAAUAAUUCUGUGUAGCGUGAAGAUUCAAAUACGUUUCUAAUUAACCCUCAAAUGGCUGCAAUAGCAAAAGAACUGUGCCGACUUUGCAUGGAACCAUGUUCCAUGGAUGUCAGGACCAGUCGUUCCAUUCAAGAUCCGGAAAUGCAUUCCAAGCUUACUUCCGUUUUUCUGUUUGAACUUCCGAUCGAGAACUCCUUACCGAAUGUGGUAUGUUCGGACUGCGUUCACAAAGUCUCCGAUUGGUAUUCCUACCACGAAACGGUGCAACUUAAUCAGCAUCAAUUGAAGGAGGCUACUAUCAGGGAAAAGGAGCCCAAAUCAGAAAUAACGCUGGAAUCGGUGAAGCUAGAAAUUCAUGACGAUAAUUACCAGGACGAGCAAGAUCCAGUAGCAUCCGAGGAAGUCGAUGAAGAGAUCAAACAAGAAGAUGAUUACAACGUAGAUUCUGAUUCGAGUGAAAGCAGUGAAGAACCAGCACCAAAAAGAACUAAAAGGAAGUACACUAAGCGAUCUGCGUUAGAUGUCGAGAAAAAGAAACCAGAUGAGGCGAGGAUCCAAAGGACAAAGGAAGAAAACAUAAAGAUUAGGGAAUUCUUCAAGCUAACUUGUGAGGUGUGCUCCGAGACAUUUGACGAGUUGUACCGGUUACAACAACAUACCCAGAAGAAGCACAAUGUACGUGCUAGCAUCAAAUGUUGCAAUCGUGUGAUGUAUAAGAAGUGCAGGAUAAUUGAACACAUUGAUGCGCAUGUGAAUCCAAAUCAGUUUCAUUGCGAGCUGUGUAAUAAAAGCUACAAAACAAAGUAUUAUUUAGAUUUACACAACGUUAAAUCGCACAGCAGCUCGGAAGAGAAGCCGUUCAAAUGUGAAAAAUGCCAUCGAAGUUUCCCAAAGGCAUUUCUUCUGAGGGCCCAUUUGCAGACUCAUGUCCAAGCGGAGUGCACAAUCUGUCACAAGUUGCUGGCUAGUGCGUUCACUUUGCGAUGCCACAUGGAAAUAAUGCAUGGCGAGCGUGCAAGUCUGGUUUGUGAAACAUGCGGCCAGGAAUUUCGUACCAAGUUGGGACUGGAGCGACACAUCUUGAGACACCAGGGAGUGGUUACGAUCGAACGGGUUCAGUGCCACAUCUGCAGCAAAUGGGUAAGCGGCCGGCAGAAUCUGAAGACCCACGUAAAUAUCAUGCACUCUGAGAAGAACAAACCGGUGACGUGUAAUAUCUGUAAACAUACUUAUCCGAACGUGAGGGCAAUGGCCAGCCACAAACGGAGAGUACACGUUGAGGAAAAGUUUGAGUGCGAAUUUUGUGGCAAAAAGUUCAAAAGGAAAAUCUAUUUAAAGGAACACCGAGCAUCCCAUACGGGUCAAAUCUUGUACUCGUGCGAUGUGUGCGGAAUGACUACCAAUUCCAACGGAAAUCUGUACUCACACAAGAAGAGCAAACACCCGGAGCAGUGGAUGGAAGCGAAGAAGAAAGCGAUCGAGUUGGCUUAUGGAUAAUUUCGAAGAUAGUAGUUGAAUUUUUUUUUCGUUUUAAAUAUAACAAUUAUUAUUCUCUACCACAUGA